Messenger RNA from Striga asiatica, 3176 nucleotides. The record is from the annotation of a GenBank genome assembly. NCBI's taxonomy places the organism in Eukaryota, Viridiplantae, Streptophyta, Magnoliopsida, Lamiales, Orobanchaceae.
UUGAUGGAGCAGAUCGUGAAGAGGAAGAAGAAAGGAAGGCCGCCUAAAGCAGAUCCGCCGCCGCCGCCGCCGCAGCAGCAGCCGGAGAACGACCUCAGGCGCAGCCUUCGCCGCCGGAAUGUGAAGUACGUCUUCGACCUCGACGAUUACUUCGACGAGGACGACCUCUUCACCGACGACGAGAACCGGAGCCGGAGGGAGAAGAAGCUGGAGCAACUGCUCAAGCUCCAGUCCGGGGGAGAGUCCGAAUCAACCGCUCCGCAGAGGACCCGCUUCCGGCGUGUAUACCACGCGCCCGCCGCGUCAGCAUCCUCCUCGGAUGACGACGACAAACCCUCCAAAAAACGGAGAAUUAACGGAUACCUGGACAGGGAUUCAGAUGAUGAUAACGAUUACACUAAUGAUGAAGAUAAUUGCAAUGGGGAGGAAGAGGAGGAAGAUGACGAAGAAGAAGAAGCAGAGAUUAGAGCAAGAAAGCGGGAUCCCCAAGCAGAGGAAUCAUCACCUCCAGCUGAGUUUGUGUCAUUGAAUGUUAUAGGGACACCAGCCGAGAGACCAUCUGGGCUCCCUCUGCCUGAUAAGAGGGCCUUGGAGUUAAUAUUGGACAAGCUUCAGAAGAAGGAUAUUUAUGGCGUUUAUGCAGAGCCGGUUGAUCCUGAAGAACUUCCGGAUUACCAUGAUAUAAUAGAGCAUCCAAUGGACUUCGCAACUGUGAGGAACAAGCUGGGAAAUGGAUCAUAUGCAACCUUUGAACAAUUUGAGAGAGAUGUUUUUCUCAUUUGCUCAAACGCAAUGCAAUACAAUGCACUGGAUACCGUAUACUACAAACAUGCACGCACCAUCCAAGAGCUGGCGAAAAGGAAAUUCGAAAAGAUAAAAUUAAAGAUGGAGUGCAUGGAAAAAAAAGAUUUUAAACCCGAACAGAAAUCGAGAUCUGCCUCUACUUUGAAGAAGCAGAUUAAAAGUCCUAUUGGUCGACAGAUGGUGCAAGAACCCGUGGGCUCGGAUUUCUCUUCGGGGGCCACUCUUGCAACUGCUGGUGAUGAUCAUACUGUCUCAAAUGCACUUCAACAACCUGAUAUUGUUGAUGGGCCUGCCGAGGAUAAUUCAUUUGGCAACGAUAGCAAUUUGGACAAGAUGGAAGAAUCUUUGCCAGGAAAGGGUCAAGUUUCUCGAAUUGGUAGAAAACCUUUUUUACCUGACGAAAACCGCCGCGCAACAUAUGCCAUAUCUCUAUCUGAAGCGGUGGUUAGCCCAGACUCGAUUUUCUCGACUUUUGAUGGAGAAACCAAGCAUCUGGUUCCUGUAGGGCUGUACGCAGAUCAUUCUUACGCUAGAAGCCUGGCCCAUUUUGCGGCAACCCUGGGGUCCGUUGCCUGGAGAGUUGCUUCAAAGAGGAUUGAAGAGGCUCUGCCCCAAGGGUUCAAGUUUGGCCAUGGUUGGGUUGGAGAAUACGAGCCACUUCCAACUCCCGUGUUAAUGCUCAAAAAUCGCCCAAUAAAAGAACCUCCUUAUUUCGCCAAAGUGCAACCCACUGCACAUCCUAAGACGUUAGAAAAUAGGCCCUCUAAUUUGAUCUCAGAAAGCCAAACCGCAAUGCCAUUGUCCGAGCACAAGCUGCCGUGUUUUAACCUUCCCGUGAGCAAAACACCUGCUCCUGUCAUAACAGUUCCAACUGUGGGGAAUAAUAUUCCGGAGAAGAAAGCACCUUUCUUCCUAUCUCCCGGGGCCCAUUUGAAUGGUCUUCACAGUCAAAGUUUCCAGUCAAGGGAUUUUUCCGGAACCAAUAAAAAUUCCUUCCCAAAGCACAUUGAGUCGAACGGCGUUCCUUGGGUACAUAAGAAUUCAGCGAACCUCAUCAGCAGCAGACAGAUUCCCAGAACUUCAGAAACAGAAGCUUCCAGAUCUCCAAAAAAUAAAAGUUUCCCUCCACCUGAACCUUUUAAACAGCCAGAUGCCAGCUGGCCAGUUUCCCAAAGAGUACCCGACAGGAAAAUAGCUAACAAUUACCAGCUGGAUGGAAACACAGCAGUCAGCUAUUAUCCUCACCAUGAUCCGGGCCCGGGCCUCAGCGAUCCGGCCCAGCAAAUGAGACAGCUCUCUGAAAAGGCCCGCCAAAACCACAAGCUUCCAAACCAAUCCUCACCCAAUGCUCCUCAAAUGUUGUCCCAAUCCCUCAAGUUUGCAGGUAACGACUCGAACAAUGCUGCCUUAUCAGCCGCGCGUGCGUGGAUGUCAGUGGGGUCGUUCAGACCACCUUCUGAGAACGUGAAAAAGAUAAAUUCAGGCUCGUUUAAUAACUCCACCCCACGUGAAAUGCAAUCUCAGGCAUGGAGAUUCCAGGGAGAGAAGAAUAUUUCGCCGGUUUAUGGUUUUGUAGGGCAAGGGCAGAUGCCGGUUAUGGUGGGAGGAGGCAAUCAGAUGGUGCAGCUUCAGAACCAGCGUUUGGUUUUCCCACAGCUGGCCGGUUCUGAUUUGAUGAUGCACUCGCCUGCAUGGCUGAGGCAGAAGAAGCAGGAGAAUUUUCCCCCGGAUUUGAAUAUUGGGUUUCAGUCUUCGGGGUCGCCUGUGCAGCCAUCGUCAGGGGUGCUGCUUGAUUCUCAGCAGCCAGAUUUGGCUCUUCAGCUCUGAGAGACUUGCAUUUUAGAGAAAGAAAAUGCAUGAAAAAAGAAAUAAACCAGGAAAAGAGAAGGUGAUGUUGUAAGUAAGUGAAUCGGCUUCCAGAUCACAAUCUGGUCUGGUACGAAUUGGAUUUUGGCUCGACUUAACCUUGGGUUGGAUGGUUCGAUUUAGUGAAACCGAGCAUUUGCAUUUGUGAAUUUUCCUUUCCAGACAUCCUAUUAUCAGGUUUUGCUAGAGCUGUGAAUCAAGACUCAUAGCUGGUUUAUACCAAAGAGAAGGUAGAUAGUUGAGCUUGUAAUCACCAGUCCAUGUAUUUGUUUGUUGUAUGUGGUUAUUUUUGCGGCUUAGGGUGUCAAGCGGAGCAAGGGUUGCAUUUUUGGUACCUGGUUUCAUUUGUUCUCAGUUCCUCUUGUUCUCAAUUUCUAAUGUGUUGCAAGAUUACUCAACUUCGUUAUUACUGGUUGUUCAGCAGAAGAUUGAAAAGAAAAGACAAUAGGAAAGAAGAUUGAAAUAGGGUGAAUUUAAAAGAUUUCAAUGCGACUUCUUAAACUUGG